Molecule: messenger RNA, 3651 nt
Organism: Echinops telfairi (small Madagascar hedgehog)
Lineage: Eukaryota; Metazoa; Chordata; Mammalia; Afrosoricida; Tenrecidae
Gene: MTTP
Product: microsomal triglyceride transfer protein
Exons: 17
Coding region: 55-2511 (818 amino acids)
Biological process (GO): lipoprotein metabolic process; lipid transport; cholesterol homeostasis
Cellular component (GO): Golgi apparatus; basolateral plasma membrane; endoplasmic reticulum
Molecular function (GO): lipid binding
Source: RefSeq, a predicted model, not a curated record
GCCGUGGCUCUGCGCUGGGCAGUGGAUGCACGGCAGGGUCGCUAGCGAGCCAGUAUGAUUCUCCUCGCCGUGCUUUUCCUCUGCUUCAUUUCCUCCUAUUCAGCUUCUGUUAAAGGCCACACAACCGGCCUCUCACUAAAUAAUGACCGGCUUUACAAACUCACAUACUCCACGGAAGUUAUUCUUGAUCGAGGCAAAGGGAAACUUCAAGACACUGUGGGCUUCCGAAUUUCAUCCAAUGUGGAUGCUGUGUUAUUGUGGAGAAAUCCCGAUGGUGACGAUGACCAACUGAUCAAAAUCACAAUGAAUGAUGUGAAUGUGGAAAACGUUAACCAGCAGAGAGGAGAAAGGAGCAUCUUCAAAGGAAAGAGCACACCCCAAGUCCUAGGAAAAGAGAACCUGGAAGCUCUGCAAAGACCUGUGCUUGUUCACUUAAUUCAUGGAAAGGUCAAAGAAUUCUACUCGUACCAGAAUGAGCCUGUGGCCAUAGAAAACCUCAAAAGAGGCCUGGCCAGCUUGUUUCAGAUGCAGUUGAGCUCUGGGACCACCAACGAGGUCGAUAUCUCUGGGGACUGCAAAGUGACAUACCAAGCUCAUCAAGACAAAGUGAUUAAAAUCAAGGCUUUGGAGUCAUGCAAAAUAGCAAGAUCUGGAUUUACUACUACAAAUCAGGUCUUGGGGGUCAGUUCAAAAGCCACCUCUGUCACUACCUAUAAGAUAGAAGACAGCUUCGUUGUUGCUGUAAUGGCAGAAGAGACUCAUGCUUUUGGGCUGAAUUUCCUACGAACUGUGACAGGCAAAAUAGUUUCAAAGCAGAAAUUGGAGUUGAAGACAACUGAUGCAGGACCAAGACUGAUGCCAGGAAAGCACGUUGCUGCCGUAGUUCAAGCAGUCAACUCCAAGUACACGGCCCGUCCCAUUGUGGGGCAGACCUUCCCGAGCAAGUGCAAAGGAUGCCCAUCGCUCUUGGAUCGCUGGCAGUCUACCAGGAAACACCUACUCCCUGACAACCUCUCCAAGGCCCAGGCUGUCCGAAGCUUCCUGACCUUUAUCCAGCACCUUAGGACAGCAAAGAAAGAAGAGAUUCUUGAGAUCCUAAAGAAGGAAGAUAAAGAAGUACUACCUCAGCUGGUGGAUGCUGUCACCUCUGCCCAGACUCCAGACUCAUUAGAAGCCAUUUUGAACUUUUUGGAUUUCAAAAGCAGCAGUAGCAUCAUCCUCCAGGAGAGGUUUCUCUAUGCUUGUGGGUUUGCCUCCCACCCCAACGAAGCGCUGCUGAAAGCCCUCAUUACUACAUUCAAAGGUUCCUUUGGGAGCAGUGACAUCAGAGAGACUGUGAUGAUCAUCAUUGGGGCGCUGGUCAGGAAGCUGUGCCAGAAUGACGGCUGUAAACUCAAAGCAGUGGUGGAAGCCAAGAAGCUGAUUCUGGGAGGACUCGAAAGGCCGGAGAAAAAAGAGGACACCACGAUGUACCUGCUGGCUCUGAAGAAUGCACUGCUUCCCGAAGGCAUCCCCAUGCUUCUGAAGUAUGCUGAGGCUGGCGAGGGACCAGUCAGCCACCUGGCUACCACCACGCUCCAGAGAUAUGACGUCCCUUUCAUCACGGAGGAGGUGAAGAAGACUUUGAACAGGAUAUACCACCAGAACCAUCGAGUUCAUGAAAAAACGGUCCGUACCACGGCAGCUGCUAUCAUUUUGAAUAGUAACCCAUCCUACAUAGAAGUGAAAAACCUCAUUCUUUCUAUCGGCGAGCUUCCCAAGGAAAUGAACAAAUACAUGCUCGCCAUUGUGCAUGACCUCCUACGUUUUGAGAUGCCUGCAAGCAAAAUGGUCCGUCGCGUUCUGAAGGAAAUGAUUGUUCAUAAUUAUGACCGUUUCUCGAAGAGCGGCUCCUCCUCAGCCUAUACUGGCUACAUAGAACGUAAUCCCUACUCAGCAUCUACCUACAGCCUUGAUAUUCUUUACUCUGGUUCCGGCAUCCUAAGGAGGAGUAACCUGAACAUCUUUCAGCACCUUGGGAAAGCUCAUCUCCAUGCUAGCCAGGAAAUUCAGCUGCAGUCUGGACUGAAGGCCAAUACAGAUGUCCAGGGCGGUCUGGCUAUUGAUAUUUCAGGUUCAAUGGAGUUUAGUCUGUGGUAUCGUGAGUCUAAAACCCGAGUCAAAAACCGGGUGGCUGUGGUUGUAACUGGUGACAUCACAGUGGACUCCUCUUUUGUGAAAACGGGCCUGGAAAUCAGCGGGGAGACAGAAACCGGGCUGGAGUUCAUCUCAACAGUGCAGUUUUCUCAGUACCCAUUCUUAGUUUGCAUGCAGAUGGACAAGGACGCGGUUCCCUUCAGGCAGUUUGAGACAAAAUAUGAAAGGCUGUCCACAGGCAAAGGUUAUGUGCUUCGGAAGAGGAAAGAAAGGCUGGUCACAGGAUCCGAAUUCCCUCUGCACCAAGAGAACUCUGAUAUGUGCAAGUUGGUGUUUGCCCCUGAACCGGAGACGGCGUCCAAUGGCUGGUUUUGAGCCUCAUCUCUGAUCCUUGGCUUGAAUCCGUCUCCCUGCAAGGGAUAGCGUGUGACACGUGUAUGUCCUAGCUCUGUGAGAGCACAGUGUUUACAUAUUUACCUGUAUUUAAGAUUUUUGUAAAAGCUUUGAACAACCUGAAAUGUUAAAAUUUGGACCUAUUCGAUAUGGUGUCAUUUUGAAUUCAUACAUGCGACACUUUUAGCUAAAUUAGUAGUUUUUUGUACCAGUCUUAAAUCCCAUUUGAUAUACUGAGAAUAGUUUUGCUCUAAGAACAAAACAUUGUUUGUAAAAAAAACAACAACAAAACACUCAGAAGAUGCUUUUUGUUUAACAAUUUUCAACCAAUGUAUAUGAAGACCCUUUUUUUGACAGAACAUUAAAUGUGACUUGAUUUCUACCAUAUAUGUUGCUUAAUCAUAUAAGGGGAAAAAUAAAACAAAACAAGCUUUUCUUGUUCUUUUCGGGAUUUGGGGGUUUUAAAAGACUUUUGUCAUUCAACUUUAGGAAGGAAUAAUUCUGCCUUCUGUUAGUAAUUUCAUUAAGUAUUACAUAACAGGUGCUCAGAAUCAGGACACGCAAUAUCACUUGUCUUUUUAUGGAUGAUGGGGUCAGACUUCUAGAGAAAAAAAAAGCCGUUCCAUCUUCUUCCUCCAGCACGGUAAAAAAAAAAAAUUUUUUUUUUAAAAUAUUGAUGCUUGCAAAAUUAACUUCAGAAACUCCAUGUGAUUUCUUUUAUUCUGUGUUCCUUUGAGCCUGUGGUGUAGUACCGUGUCCUUUGUAAAGGACAGACCCACAUAGAUACACAUGUGUAUCUUUGCCUCUCUUGUUUUGUGAUGGAGUUUGCAGUCUUUUCGCUACAAUCACAGAUCUAAUUUAAUCUAGCUUUAGAAAAUUGAUGGAUUAAGGUUUCUGAAAAGGAGAAAUCAGGAAAGAAUGCCUUUCUUUGUACAAAUUGAAAGGACCCUGUCACACAUUAUCACUUAUUUAUUAAUAGACAGACACAUGUUUAUAGUGACAAACCCGUGAUGGGUACUUGUCCGUCCAUAGACCUAUGUGGUAUAACACUCAGAGAACACAUCAUCAGCUGUAAAUUGAAAAUGAAAUGUCAUGAAAUAAACAUGUGGAAGUUCUAUUGAA